AUGCCUGGCACACCAUUACCAAGAGAACAAAUCUCGUCCCAGUAUCUAGAAGAAGAUGUCUCGAAUCGACUCGUCGCAGCGUCGUCGGUCAUCUUGGUGGUUACAACCAUACUGUUGGCUCUUCGUCUUUAUGUCCGCAGUCUGCCGAAUGUGAAGACUGGCCUCGAAGAUAUCCUGCUGCUCCCGGCAUAUCUCCUGUCCUUAGCAUCCUGUAUUUGUGGCUAUCUCGCAGUCACCCAUGGCGGUGCCGGUCGCCAUGUUAAGGCACUAAUGGUUAAAGACCCGAAUAUCGUAAUUGUACGAGGGAAACUGCUCUACUCACUCAGCUGGGUCUCGGCAUACUCCAACUGCUUCUCGCGACUCUCGGUCUUGGUCCUACUCUAUACUAUCUUUACGCCAGGUGUUGCUCGAAAAUGCACCGUUCUUCUGAUGGUAUACAUGGUCCUCUUCCUCAUCUCACAGACAAUUGCCGGUGCCAUGGAAUGCAGGCCACUCGCAUAUUUCUGGGAUCGUACGGGCGACGGAACAUGCAUCGAUCUCUUCCUGUUCUUCAAGUUGAGCGGGAUUUUAAAUAUAGUCGGCGACGUUGCCAUUAUGGUACUCCCCGCGCACACGGUCUGGAAUCUUCAGGCAUCAAUCGCCAAGAGAGUGGCUAUUUCAUUUGUCUUUCUCUCUGGGAGCAUAGGCUUGAUUGCGUCCUGCUUCCGAACCGCUUCCUUCUUCACGUCGCAAGAACAGUCUACCACAGAUCCUACGUGGGCGGAUGUUGAGUUGAUGAGUUGGACAAUAGUUGAAAGCGGCAUGUAUAUGACCGCUGCGUGCACCAUGCGCCUGCGUCCACUACUGCGAAAACUACCUGGGUGGUUUAAACAGUUCAAGACAACUCACGAAAGUGGCGUGACAGUUGAGAGAACUUUCACUAUAGAGGAUGGGAAAGGGUAUGAGAUGAACUUCUACGCGAAGCAAGGACAUAUCCCACUCAAAUCGUUUGAUAGAGAUCUUAACCGGACAAGUAUCCAAGGCCUACAGCGGCCGGCAGUAAAUAGGUAA
Messenger RNA from Aspergillus oryzae RIB40, 1050 nucleotides. RefSeq lists its product as uncharacterized. The transcript has 4 exons. The record is from RefSeq and is a predicted model, not a curated record. Lineage: Eukaryota; Fungi; Ascomycota; Eurotiomycetes; Eurotiales; Aspergillaceae. The coding region runs from base 1 to 1050 and encodes 349 amino acids.